CGGUUUCCGACCACUGUGCGGCGGCUGAAGAAGGUUCUCCAUACCUAUAUUCUCCGUGGCCGACGGCUACGAGACUGACGACCACUCCGAACUGUACUUUUUUCUCUCUCAAGACUGAGGUAUACUCUCUACUCUCUCCGAACACCAUGUCCAUGAGCAGGAUCUGCCAGGACCUAAAUGUGGAAGUUACUGAGAGGUUGAAGAUGCUUAUACAGCAAGCAAAUCACCCGGAUUUGUCAUCAUGUGAAAUAGUCUGGGAUGGAUUAGAUGAUGAUAGUGAUGAUGAUGAGGGUGACUUUAUGUCAUACUUUUUAAUUCCGUCAUCUGAACAGGUGUCAGAUUUAAGUGAACUGUGCAAGAGUGUCUUUAACGAGUAUGUGUUUUCUUUUCGGCAGAGGAGUUAUUUUAUCCUCUAUGAACAGGAGUGUUUUGCAGUGGGUGUUAAAGAUGGACAAUAUGUCAGUAGAAGGCAGUACAGACUACUAGUUAAAGAGUUGCGAUAGAGAAAGUUGUUUGAUCAGAUUU
Molecule: messenger RNA, 525 nt
Organism: Frankliniella occidentalis (western flower thrips)
Lineage: Eukaryota; Metazoa; Arthropoda; Insecta; Thysanoptera; Thripidae
Source: RefSeq, a predicted model, not a curated record